GAACCCCACUCAACAGUUACGUAAACCAAAAAGAAAAAGGCGAUCCCUCUACUUCAAUUUUUUAUUAAUUAACCCCAACAGCUCCACUGUCUCCCCACACAUUUCCAAUUUCUCCGGUCACGUGACCUCCCGCCAUCUUCUCCGAUCUCGAUCACGUGACCUCCAUAAAUUAUCGAUUCCUGAGAGAAAGAGAGUGACCCUUUUUUGAUUUCUUGCUGAUUUUGUUAUGGCAACGAGGAAUCGGACGUUGAUAUUUAGGAAGUACAGAGAUGCAUUAAAGAGCGUUAGGGUUCCAACGAGCUCAUCCACGUCGACGAGCUCUGUCGGAGGAGUUGGUGGUGGUGGUGGUGGUCCGGUGAUCGAAUUGGCCAGCACUUCGCUUCUCAAUCCUAAUCGGAAAUAUGCUCCUCUUAGUACUGAAGAUCCCGGUAAUUCAAGUAAAGGUGCAUUUACAGUAGGUUUACCUCCAGCUUGGGUGGAUGUAUCUGAAGAAAUAGCAGCAAAUGUGCAACGUGCACGUAUGAAAAUGGUUGAGUUAGCGAAGGCUCAUGCCAAAGCUCUGAUGCCUUCAUUUGGUGAUGGUAAAGAAGAUCAACGGACAAUUGAGGGUCUAACCCAAGAGAUAACUGGUCUUAUAAGGAAAUCAGAGAAGAAACUGCAAAGACUUGCUGCAGCUGGGCCUUCUGAGGAUUCAAAUGUUAGAAAAAAUGUGCAGCGUUCCCUUGCUACUGACCUCCAGAACCUUUCAAUGGAACUUCGCAAGAAACAGUCAACAUACUUGAAGCGCCUCAGGCAACAAAAAGAGGGUCAGGACGGGGAUGAUUUAGAAAUGAACCUAAAUGGUGGUAGAUCUAUAAUAGAUGAUGACAAUUUGGACGACAUGGUAUUUAGUGAGCAUCAGAUGGCCAAGCUGAAAAGGAGUGAGGCAUUCACUGUAGAAAGGGAAAGAGAGAUCGAACAGGUAGUUGAAUCAGUAAAUGAGCUUGCUCAGAUUAUGAAGGACUUGUCAGUACUUGUGAUAGACCAGGGCACUAUUGUUGAUAGAAUAGACUACAACAUUCAGAAUGUAGCAACUACAGUUGAGGAGGGGCUUAAACAACUGCAGAAGGCUGAGAGAACACAGAAACGAGGGGGAAUGGUAAUGUGUGCCACUGUGCUUGUUAUAAUGUGCGCUGUCAUGCUGAUCCUUCUUAUCCUCAAGACGAUUCUCUUUUGAUUGUGAGCAUGGAUAUUCCUGAAGACUCUUUUUAUUUGCGAGCACAAGUAUUCCUGAAGUUCACUCAUUCAUAAUGCUGCGACGCUCCCCGCCAAAUGUUACACUCUUGUAGAUGGCUAUAACUUUGCCCAAUUAAAGAAUGCAAACGCUUUGAAUUUCCUGAAUACACGUACCAUGUUAAUCGAUUACCUUCUUGCAUUACUAUUUUUUUUUUCAAAAUUUUGUGGGGAAAGAGGGGAGAGAAAUGUCCUCAAAGAUGUAUAGAAUUGGCACUGUACGUUGUUCCUUUGUCACGGAUCUGCUAGGUUGAUUCUUUUGAUUUUUUGGGAGGUUGGAGCAUGGUGCUUUCAAAAUCCAAGGCUCCCUGUUAUGAGGAGCCUGAAACCUUUUUAAUUGCUUGUAUCCAUUUUUGUUCAUGUAAUAUCAAAAAAUACGCAUCCAUCUCUCUCGUUUGCCAUUAA
Messenger RNA from Populus euphratica (Euphrates poplar), 1677 nucleotides. RefSeq names its product syntaxin-43-like. Gene Ontology annotation, cellular component: SNARE complex; membrane; endomembrane system. Gene Ontology annotation, molecular function: SNARE binding; SNAP receptor activity. Bases 227 to 1216 code for a protein of 329 amino acids. The transcript has 8 exons. Gene Ontology annotation, biological process: vesicle-mediated transport; intracellular protein transport; vesicle fusion. Lineage: Eukaryota; Viridiplantae; Streptophyta; Magnoliopsida; Malpighiales; Salicaceae. The record is from RefSeq and is a predicted model, not a curated record.